This is a messenger RNA of Labrus bergylta (ballan wrasse), 3347 nucleotides long. Its product is annotated as SPARC (osteonectin), cwcv and kazal like domains proteoglycan 2. The record is from RefSeq and is a predicted model, not a curated record. Gene Ontology annotation, biological process: anatomical structure development. Gene Ontology annotation, molecular function: extracellular matrix binding; collagen binding; protein binding. NCBI's taxonomy places the organism in Eukaryota, Metazoa, Chordata, Actinopteri, Labriformes, Labridae.
GCAGCAGCAGCAGGAGGAGGAAGGAGAGGAGAUACAUCCCCAUAAAAAAAAAAAAAAAAAACUGCCCGAGCAAACAUGGUCGUUGUGCGGUUCGUCGCGUGCCUGUGCCUGCUCGUGGGCUUCACGCUCCAGGUGGACCUCGUCAAAAGUGGGAAAGAGGAAUCAGGAAAAGCUGGGAACUUUAUGGAAGAUGAGCAAUGGCUGUCAACCGUCUCCCAGUACGGCCGGAAGAUCAAACACUGGAAUCGCUUCAGAGACGAAGUUGAGGAUGACUACAUCAAGAACACAGAGGAGAACAUGGGCUCUGAUGAAACCGUGGACACCACCAAGGACCCUUGCCAGAACGUGAAGUGCAGCCGCCACAAGGUGUGCGUUGCUCAGGGCUACCAGAGGGCCAUGUGUGUCAAUCGCAAGAAACUGGAGCAGAGAGUAAAACAACCCUUGCUGUCGGAGGCCCAUGAAAGCAGCUGCAAGCCUUGUCCUGUUGUUGCCUCCACCCCCGUAUGUGGCUCUGAUGGACACAACUACGCCUCCAAGUGUAAAAUGGAGCAGCAAGCUUGCCUCACAGGCAAAGACCUGAGCAUCAUGUGCACUGGCUUUUGCCCCUGCGCCACAACCCCUGUUUCCACAGACUCAAAGCGUGAGAGCUGCACAGGCCAGGACCUGGCAGACCUGGGCGACCGCCUCAGAGACUGGUUCCAACUCCUUCAUGGAAACGCCAAGCAGAAUAACUCUGGCAAGCUGAGAGCUGGCACUGCUUCAGCGUUGGACAGGAGCCUUGUGGCAAGCUGCAAGGACUCCAUUGGCUGGAUGUUCUCAAGGCUGGACACAAACAGCGACCUGUAUCUGGACCAAGCUGAGCUGGCUGCUAUCAACCUGGACAAGUACGAGGUUUGCAUCCGACCCUUCUUCAACUCUUGCGACAGCUACAAGGACGGGAAGGUCUCCACGGCGGAGUGGUGCCUCUGCUUCUGGAGGGAAAAGCCGCCGUGCCUCGCCGAGCUGGAGAGGAUCCAAAUGCAGGAGGCAGCCAAGAAGAAGCCAGGGACAUACAUCCCCAGCUGUGACGAGGACGGCUACUACAGGAAAGUACAGUGUGACCAGAGCCGAGGGGAGUGCUGGUGUGCCGACCAGCAUGGGGGAGAGAUGAUGGGCACCAGAAUCCAUGGGAAUCCUGAUUGUGAUGAAGUCGCUGGAUAUUCUGGAGAUUUUGGGAGUGGAGUGGGAUGGGAAGAUGAGGAGGAGAAGGAGGCGGAGGAUAACGGAGAGGAGGCAGAGGAGGAGGAAGAGGAGGAGGGCGAGGCAGACGAUGGAGGAUACAUCUGGUAGAACUGUCUGACCGCUCGUAAGAGAGAGAGUCAAGUCGCAGCUGCUGGUCUGAAAAAUCUACAGGGACGGCUCUCUCCUGGCAGCAAAGGAUUUUUGGGAUGGGACUGGGGUGUCAUGGAGCUGUUUAUCAUCCUGGUGCGAUACGUGGUGCUGGUCCAGUGAUUACACAAUGACCAGUUUUUGUCUUAGAUAUGUGUAAUUGCUUCAUUAUCCUCUCUGUUUUUUACUGACAGAGCUUUUUGUUUUGCUGUCCUGAGAAGCAGGACCCACCGACUACUGCAAAAUAGGUAGCUAUAAAGUCCAUCAGAGUUCCUUUCUUGUCCAACGGCCAUCUAUGCAUAUAGAGAUUACCAGUAAUUUUGUAUCGUGCAAAAAAUUCUCUGAGUAUUACAGACGCCGUCACACUGGGAUCGAAAGAGAUCAGAAUCAAGUGAGGAUUUGACAUAAAGGGAAAUAUGCUUGUUUGCUUUUUGAUCUAAUAUUUGAUGCAACCUGUGGUUUAGAUAUGAAGCUAAAGUUAGGAGAAGUGUAGCUCAGCUUAGCUUAGCAUUGUUGAGAUCUUUAAAAAAAAACAAAAAAACAAUCCAAGCAUUGAAAGCUCACUUAUUAACUUUUUCUCAUACCUUGUGUUAUCAGUACAAAAGCAUCAUUUUGUACAUGCAUGCAUGUUGUGUUUUCUUGAACUGUUCACUAUACAAUACAGGAAGUCUCUGCAUCGGGAAAACGAGAGAGAGAGAUGAUCCACUAAAACACUACCCACAAUUAUUUAUUUUUUUACAAAUCAGACAUUAAAAAAAAGGUGUUGGAGAAAGGCUCAAAAGAUACUUUGAGGUGCUUUCUGUUACUUUUGGAUAGAGCUAUGCUAACUGUUUACCCCUGGUUAAGUUCAUUAAUGCUAAAGUAAGGGGAUAUUUUUAGGCAAAGGAAUUUACCAGCUUUCAAAGGGUCGCUUUGGAUGACGAAUGGAAAAUGAUCAUCUUUAUCUGAGUUUACUCUUGGCUGUAGAAAUCUCUUAUUUGAAUCUUUCUGCUCCCAAACAUUAUUUUCAGUAACUUUCAGUAACAACCUCACUAUACACUAAAUGCACAACUAAAUGGCAAGCAGACAACAUAGCAUCAAACUGGUCAACGAAGCGACGCACUUAGUUGCUAAAGAGAUGGAUACUUUCUCCCAGGAACUAUAUCAAUAAUUACAUAUAUUAAUGACGUUUUCCUUAUGGCUGUAAAGAUGACCCCGAGUCAGUGUGAGAGUUGCUCCAUGCAUGCUUGAUGUGUAAAUGAGUAACUCUAUGCUAAAAUAUUUAAAUUAAGAUGUUUACAAUAUGGCUUCAUAUCAACCACACAGACCGAGUUCGAUUGAGCUACUUAUCCAUGCCAGAGAGUUAAUGGGCAUGUUUCCUAAAUGUCAAACCUUUCCUUCAAAGCCACUCUGUCUAAUGAUGUUAUGUAUUUCCAAACUGAUUCUGUAAAUAAAUCCAUUGUAAAUUAUCAAGUUAAGCAGAUUUCAGGUAACAACGGUUUCGAGCUACCUUUACGUUUAAGGUGUAGCUUACAAAGCUCUUACAAAGUUUUUCAAGAUUAGCCUAGUGUACAUGCUUUACAAAUUAAGUGCGACACAAACAGGACCUAUAUUUCCAGUUGGAUUUCUUUGAUUGAAAACCUGUAGAAUGUAAUUCAAUGACCCCCAAACUGCACCUACAGUAGAAUCCACUAGCUGCUGUCCUCUGCUAACUCUGAAAAUCAUGUCAAAGAAUGUGCCAUAAAUAUGUUUUCUUCUGUUUGCAGCUUAAAAAAAAAACUGUAUUUUGUGUUUAUAAAAAAAGAAAAGUGUGCAUUACUUGAAGUUCUUUGUGUAUACUUGAAUUCACAUUGUAAUUUUUUUCUAUGAGAUUAUCGUUGCCAUGGCUUCAUUCAUGCUAUUAGUAGGUCAGACAUUUAGUAGUUUUUAGUAUUGCAUGUUAGGAAAUAAGAAUGUACUCCUCGGCUGAGCACUUUACUAAUAAAGGCACAUGGAGCCAA